Molecule: messenger RNA, 984 nt
Organism: Corylus avellana
Lineage: Eukaryota; Viridiplantae; Streptophyta; Magnoliopsida; Fagales; Betulaceae
Source: RefSeq, a predicted model, not a curated record
AUGGACUUGGUCCAGGGAAGGAUGUUGGUAAUUGAGUACGCCGCAAGGUUUCUUCAGCUGUCAAGGUUUGGCAUGUACCUCAUCCCGUAUGAGGAGAAGAAGGUGAAGAAGUUUGAGCGGGGUCUAAACACCUGUAUUCGGACCAUGAUGACCUGCUUCAACAUCAGCAAUUUCUCCCACUUUGUUGACCGGGCUUCGAUCUAUAAGCAGAAUGCGGUGGAGUUCGUGGACCAGAGAGGAAGACUUAAUAACCUAGUACUUCAUCUAGAGGAGUUGGGCCAGUUAAGAGGAUGGCAGUGGGAAGUUAUCCACCUAAAGGCCACAAGCACAUGCCCCGAAUACCUCUCAGGCCCAGCAGCAGAAGGGUCAGACGCCGGAGUUGUGCCGGAAGUGCAACAGGGUUCACUCGGGACUCUGAUGGAUUGGCUAACGAAGCAUUCUACGGUUAUUGACUGCGCUCGGAAGGAGGUUGCGCUUAGGUUGUGGAGAGAAGGAGAAGUCAUGUUUGAUGGAUUGCGAGUGAGGUCUUUACCUCCCACUAUUUUGGCCAUUCGGGCCAGGAAGCUUAUUCUUGGAGGAGGACAGGCGUUCUUGGCAUUUGUCAUCGCCCCGGCGAAGGAGAAAGAGAAGAACUUGCAAGACAUCCUUGUGGUGCUGGACUUUCCAAAUGUCUUCUCAAUGGACUAUGCUGGAUUGCCACCCCAAAGAGAAGUGGAGUUUGGAAUCGUGUGCAUGCCAGUGAAGGAAGAGUACAUUCCUAAGACAACGUUCAGAACUCGUUAUGGACAUUAUGAGUUUUCAGUCAUGUCUUUUGAACUAACUAAUGCACCAGCUAUCUUUAUGGACAUGAUAAGCAGAGUCUUCCGUGACUACUUGGACCAGUUCACCGUGGUUUUCAUUGACGACUUCUUGAUCUACACAAAGACGCCAGAGGAGCAUGAAGAGCAUCUACGAAAGGCAUUGGAGAGGCUUCGAAGGGAGUAG